This is a messenger RNA of Lecanosticta acicola, 821 nucleotides long. Lineage: Eukaryota; Fungi; Ascomycota; Dothideomycetes; Mycosphaerellales; Mycosphaerellaceae. The record is from the annotation of a GenBank genome assembly.
AUGUUGUUGCAGCGAACACUCCUUGCCCUCGCAGCAGUGAGCACUGUUGCUGCUGUGCCGCUGGAGAAGCGACGGCUCGACGACUGGCUGUCCAACAGUGCCUCAUCCUUCAUCGACUUCGGCAAAAGGCACUCAUGGGGAGGACGCAACGCUCAACCGGGACAAUGUAACCUUGCCGCCGUACAACUACCUCAAGGUAAGAAGGAUUACACUGAACUCGCCCCAAGAAUCCAUCGCUGACAGCCUACGCAGCGCCUAAGCCCCUCCCCGAGCCCUCAGAAGGCUUGCAGCUCUACCACGUCGCCGUCGGCCGCGGAACACAGAACUACACCUGCGACCUCAGCAACACCACCGCCGUGCCGCAAGCCACCGGAGCCCUCGCCUCCCUCUUCAACGUCACCUGCAUGUCCGCCGACAACCCCCUCCUCCUCUCCAAAAUCCCCGACAUCGCCCUCCAACUCCCCGUCCCGUCCACCAGCAACGCGGCCAGCCCGGCCUCCCAAGACCUCUCCGGCCACCACUACUUCACCGACCUGACGACCGCCUACUUCAACCUCGACACCUCCCUCACCGCCUUCGGCCAAGGCGCUUUCAAAAAGAUCAACUCGACCAAUGCCCCCGCCGAUGCCAUGGACGGCCAAUGGGGCCAGGGCAACGGCGCCGUCGCGUGGCUCAAGUUACAGGCCAAGAGCGAAGACGAAUGUGCUUUCCAGGAAGUCUACCGCGUCAACACCGCGGGCGGGCAACCGCCUGCGACGUGCGAGGGUCAGCAGGCGGCAUUCGAGAUUCAGUAUAGUGCUGAGUAUUGGUUCUAUUCGUAA